This is a messenger RNA of Colletotrichum acutatum, 1344 nucleotides long. RefSeq lists its product as uncharacterized. Lineage: Eukaryota; Fungi; Ascomycota; Sordariomycetes; Glomerellales; Glomerellaceae. The transcript has 3 exons. Bases 1 to 1344 code for a protein of 447 amino acids. The record is from RefSeq and is a predicted model, not a curated record.
AUGGCCGGUCGUAUUACGUUUGAUAUCCCGGCGUCCGCUCGCUCCUUCACUUGCUUCUCGCGUUUGCCACCUGAAAUCCGAGAGCAGAUCUGGGAGGAUGCUAUUUUCGAACCUGGCAUGCACUUCCUACGCCUCAGGACUGCAGCUCGCAUUACCCAUUACCCCUCUCCAAUGCCGCCAGGUUCACUCGGUGACCAAGAUACCAAGGACGAGGACGAUGUCCUUCUCGACUUUGCUCGCGAGAGUGUACCUGAGAGGGUCUGGCCCGCCAUACUGGAGCCCCGAUACCCGACACCCCAAGCCAACAUCUCCAACUACAUCUCUGUCAAUCGCGUCCUGAAAAAGCUUUCCGCUACUUGCUUCGAGUCAGCCAAGGUCGUUCGACGCCUGACCAGCGCCUCUGGUGGCUUAAAGCUAAAGGACGGACGCGUCGUCUCGCUUGGCGGCUCUUCUGACAUCGUGUGCCUCGAGUACCUGUCCGCAGACGACUUUCGAAGCUGGUGUCGCAUGUCCCAGUCCAUCAGAUGCAAUGAACUUGCCAAUAUUCGCCAUGUCGCCAUCCCCUACUGUCACGCGUGGGAAACCAGCGUUAGCGGCUUUCGGUGCGGUCAUUGCGGCACCCGCUACUCCGGCCUCGCAACCAAAGUCUAUCCUGUCCACCUCUACGAGUUUCUCGCCCAGUAUCUGCCAAAUCUAGAGACAUUCUACUUCAUUGACUAUCUAAUAGUUCAGAAGAACACGAGCAUUGACUCUCUAAAAGUCAUUCCGGCCCGGGCCAGUACAAUGGAAGAUACUGAUAACGUCCGUUUAUCGCCGAACAGAGUGGCUGACAUGGUCAAGACGUUGAAAGUAACUAGCAACACAAAGAGAGAGAUCCAAUCCCGGAGCGCCAAUCCGUCGGCAAAGGCUGUACUAUAUGGUUUCAAAUGUGAAGGCAGAGUCUUUCACGAACCCGACGAGGAUCACUGGGAUGUCAAGUCUAGAGUAGUCGACACCAUAUCCUGGUUACAAAAGAGGUUCAUCCUCUACGCCACCCAGAGCAAGAACAGCAAGCACGCACACCCCGAAAAGGUCCGAUUCAAGGUUUUGGCAUGCCAAUGGAAUGAAAGAGAACCCAAUAUACAACUGAGACUGAAGAGAGCUGCACCUGCUGUCAAAAAAACCUCAAUAAAGAAUCCCCGAUCACAGAGCUGCAAGCAAGAUGUGCCAUCGGCUCAAGAUCAGAGAGCCCUUUUGGCGCCACCAUCAUCGCUGCCACUUUCUAUCUCCACCAAGGGAUUCAAUUACGUCUUUGGCAGAGAAGAUGAAUGCAACUUUGGCUUCAGUCAAACAUCUGGGUUGUAA